Molecule: messenger RNA, 2561 nt
Organism: Microplitis mediator
Lineage: Eukaryota; Metazoa; Arthropoda; Insecta; Hymenoptera; Braconidae
Gene: ThrRS
Product: threonine--tRNA ligase 1, cytoplasmic
Exons: 5
Coding region: 254-2380 (708 amino acids)
Biological process (GO): threonyl-tRNA aminoacylation
Cellular component (GO): cytoplasm
Molecular function (GO): threonine-tRNA ligase activity; ATP binding
Source: RefSeq, a predicted model, not a curated record
ACUUGACAAUUUACUCUAUUCAAAUUCAAAUUUUAAAUUUUUCAAAUUAUUUAAACAAAUAGAAAUAAAAUAAUUUAUAUUUAUUUAUCAGAGGUAAAAUACAUACGUGUCGUAGUUCACUGGAAGACUAGUGGAGACAUCACACAAUACAAGGGCUAAAAAUAUUCAGAUCUAAACCAACAAAAUUUUGUUCGCUGUCUGACGCAAGCAUUUUUAUAAAAAAUUACAACAAAUCAUCGGCUGAAAAUUAAUAAUGACUGAAGUAAUUAACGGAGUUGAAAAUCUUGAGAUUAAGGGUGAAAAGACCAAGAUGAAAGCCAAGAAGGAGAAGAUUGCAGAGAAGAGUAAUCUUUCGGAGCUCAAUCCAUGGCCGUCAUUUAUUCAGGAUCGAAUAAAGAUGUGGGAUGAACUAAAAGCCAAGUAUGAAGAAGAACUAGCAUCGAAACCAGUAAAAGACAUAACAGUAACUCUUCCUGAUGGUAAGCAAGUUAAUGGGCAGUCAUGGCGCACUACUCCGUAUGAUGUAGCCAAAGGAAUAAGUCAAGGCUUAGCUGACAACACGGUUAUAGCGAAAGUUAACAAUGAAUUGUGGGAUCUGGACAGACCACUGGAGGGUGAUUGUAAGCUGGAGUUAUUAAAGUUUGAUAGCCCAGAUGGUCAGCAAGUAUUUUGGCAUUCAAGUGCUCAUAUAUUGGGCGAAGCUAUGGAACGUGUUUAUGGUGGUUGUCUUUGCUAUGGUCCGCCAAUCGAGAAUGGAUUUUACUAUGACAUGCAUCUUGGAGAUAAAGGAAUAUCAAACCUUGAUUUUCCGUACUUGGAGUCAUUGUACAAAAAUAUUGUAAAGGAGAAGCAGCCUUUUGAACGUUUGGAGAUGAAGAAAGAGGAUUUGUUGAAGAUGUUUGAGUACAAUGAAUUCAAAGUGAGGAUACUGAAGGAAAAAGUUCAGACUCCGACGACGACGGUCUACAGAUGUGGGCCACUUAUUGAUUUGUGUCGAGGUCCUCAUAUCAGACACACGGGCAAAGUUAAAGCUAUUAAAGUCACUAAGAACUCAUCAACUUACUGGGAAGGUAACGCAAAUGCAGAGACUCUUCAACGUCUUUAUGGUAUCAGUUUUCCUGAUCCGAAGCAGAUGAAAGAGUGGGAAAAAUUCCAAGAGGAAGCUGCCAAGAGAGAUCAUCGUAAGAUCGGUAAAGAGCAAGAAUUGUUUUUCUUCCAUGAACUGUCACCGGGUUCGUGUUUCUUCCAGCCUCGGGGUGCUCAUAUUUACAAUACUCUUAUUGAAUUCAUAAGAUCCGAGUACAAGAAACGCGGCUUCCAAGAAGUCGUUACCCCUAAUAUAUACAACAGCAAACUGUGGCAGACUUCUGGACACUGGGAGCACUAUGCUGACAAUAUGUUUUCCUUUGAAGUAGAGAAGGAGACAUUCGCAUUGAAGCCAAUGAACUGUCCAGGUCACUGUAUGAUUUUCGAUGUCCGUAAUCGUUCGUGGAGGGAGCUUCCACUGCGAUUGGCUGACUUCGGUGUUCUCCAUCGUAAUGAACUGUCUGGAGCUCUUACAGGACUCACCAGAGUCCGCAGAUUCCAGCAAGACGACGCGCAUAUCUUCUGCACGCAUGAUCAAAUCAGAGACGAAGUUCUUGGAGCCCUUGAAUUCUUGCGAUGUGUCUACUCGGUCUUCGGGUUUUCUUUCAAUCUGUGCUUGUCUACACGUCCAGAGAAAUAUCUGGGAGACAUUAAGGUUUGGGAUCAAGCUGAGAAAGCUUUGUCUGAUAGUUUGGAUACUUUUGGAGAAUCCUGGACUAUCAAUCCCCAAGACGGUGCAUUUUAUGGACCGAAAAUUGAUAUUACCAUCAUGGAUGCUUUGAAGAGACCCCAUCAGUGUGCUACGAUUCAACUGGAUUUCCAACUGCCUAUUCGUUUUGAUUUGUCUUACAUCAAUGAAAAGGGAGAGAAGACCAAGCCAGUAAUAAUUCACAGAGCGAUUCUUGGUUCUGUUGAACGAAUGAUUGCCAUCCUUACUGAAAGUUACGCCGGAAAAUGGCCAUUCUGGUUGUCACCUAGACAAGUUAUGGUCGUUCCAGUUGGUCCUCAACUCGAUGACUAUGCCAAUGAAGUAAAAGAGAAGAUCUGGGACGCUGGAUUCAUGACCGAAGUUGAUGUCGAUCAUAGCGAUACGAUGAACAAAAAGAUCCGUAACUCUCAAUUGGCGCAAUUUAAUUUUAUUCUCGUUGUCGGAGAAAAAGAACGCGCUGCUGGUACAGUCAAUGUCAGAACGAGAGACAACAAGAUUCAUGGUGAAAUAUCAAUUGAUGAUCUUAUUAAAAAGUUUACAACUUUCAAGGAAACAAAAGACCCCCACUGUGAAGAUCAUUUUUAAAAUAUUCUUAUAUUUAUUUUAUAGGAUAUUUUGAUUACUUACACUAGGGUAUAAUGACAACAUGAUUUAUUUAUUUUAUGCAUUUUCAAUAUUCUUGACACAUUGUUGAGUUAAUAUUGUAUAGAAAUACUUUUUCAUUAUUCACAAUUUAAAUACAAAUAAAUUUUCCGCUUAAAACAAA